Marchantia polymorpha subsp. ruderalis is the source of this 1554-nucleotide messenger RNA. The record is from the annotation of a GenBank genome assembly. Lineage: Eukaryota; Viridiplantae; Streptophyta; Marchantiopsida; Marchantiales; Marchantiaceae.
AUGCAACUCACAUUUCUUUGUUCUGAUAAGGAAAACCUGUCAUUUGCAGCCCAUCUCCCGGUCUUGGCGCUGCACCUUUGCCUGUGUGCUUCACAGCUACUGUACCAUCUGCUUCGAUCUUCCUCCAAACGCACAAAAGCUGAAGAAAGCUUCACCGGCAGCAGUAGAUCUUCUGCCAUCAUUCAUUCAAUGAUCAUGUUCAUAUUGCAGCGAUUAUCGUCUCCAGUCAAUAUGUUUUAUUCUCUGCUUGAUGGAUUCAGAAAGAGCCAAAGUCGAGACCGUGAGCAAUCCUGUAAAGUUUUCCGAGAGUUCAGUUUGGAAUGUCACUUGAACUGCUCGUGCCUGGACUGGAUGUGCCUUGGAGGUUUCAUCCCUGUUAGACUUGAUGGGAUCUUCCCAUUUUUUUUGGUUUGUUGGUGGGAUUUUCCUAAUUUGGAGAUGCAAAGAUCAACACAAGAUUCCAUGGAAGGAACCCGUUUAGCUGUGAACGGGCAAAGAGGCUUCGUUGAGAAUAUCUGAGAGAGAAUAAUUGAACCCGAAACAGCUCUUGGAGAUUCACCUUAUCCGGCACGAUGUACUCCAAAUUAAAUGAAUCAGUUACAGUAAUUUGCAGUGUAUUUGGUAAGUACACCCACUAGAUUCAGCACUCCGUGUCUCCUGUUCCAUGCUAAUUCAAUCAAAUGUCCCUCUUCUCACCCAAAAUAUCCUCCUACUGAUGAAGCUCUAUUUGACCUUCAAACUCAGUCAGUCACGACCCUUCAUCUUCAAGAUAUCAAAACUUACACUGCCACAAUAUAUUAAAAUAGUCAUCAAGUACUGGAAAACAUAGAUAGACAGAAUAUUCCUCUCCAUUUGCUAUCUAGAUUUACCGAAGUAGGUAUGUGGGAGAAUAUUCCAUGGGCUUGCUUUCCCAAUACAACCUCGUUUUCAUGUGCAAGUUCCUCGUGUCCUUGUCUUCAGCUUUGAAUCUCUUUCGAGUUUUAUUUCUCUCGGUUCGUAGUACACUGCUGAAGCAGCAUUCAACUUCUACGAUUGCUGAUUUCCAUUCUUGAAUCCAAGUAUUCAUCCAAGUAUGACCAGAUGCCACCUGACCUGAUCAAGCAGAACUUGUAGCCUCCGAAGGUCUCCUCUGUUUCCUCCAAACAUUGGCAGAAUAAUCGGAAUAUAAACAAUUAGUAUCUGCUCAUUGUGAGUGUUGGAUCGAUGGGUACCAGUUCUCCAGUUCUCUUUUUCUUAAUGUAAGUCUCAGUAGGAUUGAUUCUCGGAGCGGCAGCGAAGGAAUCUCACGUGAGCAAUCUCAUUAAGUGCACCAACUUAAGAAUCUGCAGAGAAUUCGUUUUGUCCUUUCAUAAGCAGUGACUUAAGUCGAUCAUUGAAACCCGUUCAAAUAUUUAACCAUCACGAUUCAGGCCCAGACAUAGUCCACCAUUCACAAACUUCCGCAUUACAGUAGUACAGCUAAUUAACAAGUCCAGAGCACCGAGAAUGCCUUAAACAGAUUGUCGUUAGGAUAAGUUCGACAAGAUGCUCUCCAACAUGUUCACAGUAUCUCAG